AGGAAGACGGUAUGUAUCUGCUGUAUCAGGACACUUUAGGAACAGUUUGUGAACUGGGAUGUUUGGUAACUCAUGUUGUCUGUUUCUAAAAUGUACUGACCACCUUUAAAUGAAGUGUGCCUACCUCUUUUGAACAUUUUGUUCCAAUGACAUGUUCUUACUACAUAAUUGAGGCUUCUGUUUUUUACUGCCUUCAAGAAAUGAUAAACGAAACACAGCAGGGGAUUAAUUGGGUUCGAAUUCUUGAGAUUCAGCUUGUUCUGAUUGUACUCUGAGAUAUGAGGGAUGCUGGAGUGACAGACAUUGUUCAGGCAACUACAAGUGGGAUGUGGAUUUUCUUCAGAAUCAGUAUAAAUGAAGACUCGACUAACCUCUACGGCGUAGGCUCGGCCGAUUCCCGCCGUCGCUCCAGUGACCACUGUAACAAGAAGAAAAUGUUCAGGUUUUGUCUAAGCACUUUGAGAUGACGCAGUGAUUAUAAUCUUUGUAUCAUGUUUGGUAUCAGGAUGGCAUGUUAUUAUCACGGCAAUCAGAAACACGCCCACAGGUUCAGCUUUCUGUUGCUCUUAAUCUUACAUUUAUUCAAAUCAUCUGGUUCAAUAUUUGUCAUGAGCAGGAUGUUUACAUCAUCACCCAGUAAGCAGGACCAGCCGGUUCUGUCUCUUUUAGGCACACGCUUAAAAAACACUAAUUAAUCGGUAAAAUAACUGUAAAUGAACAUUUCAGUUGAGUGUAAAGUCCACAUCCAUCCAACAGAUUUAAGUACAGGCUAAAUAAGUCCAAUUUAGUGUUAUUUAGCCAUUUCAAAUCCAGUUUCGAUGUAUAUUCCAGGUCAUUGUUCUAAUAGAACACCCAGCUUCCAAAAUUCAGUCCUCCGACUGAUGGUUUAAGGUUGUGUUGAAGAAUUCAGCCCCGUUUUGUGCGACCAACUGUUCAGCAGCAGGUACAGUAAUAUUGGGCUUUAGAUGCCUCCCAUUUUCUCCUCCAAACAUGCCUUAGGUCAUAAUGACCAUAAUAUCUGAAUUUCACAAAACUCCAGAUCUUUUUACUCUCUGCAUAUUAAAACAGUUCUUACUGACCAGGGCAAAGAGACCACUGUUCCAUGUACGGUUUAAUUAUAGUGAAAUGUUUGUACAGAUAAUUAAGGGACCUGAAAUGACAUUUAUGGUUUUAAGAGAAUCUAGACAAUGCUCAGCCGAGAAUCAUCAUCAUCAUGAGUCUUCCUUCCUCCAAACCAAAGUGCCCGAUCUGCCACCAGUCGGACGUCAAGAAACUGGGCGGCCAGUGUGCUGUGUGCCAGCCUUGUUCUAAAUCACUACAACGGGUGUAUCGCUUCUGCUGGGCGUGCCAGAGAGAAUGGCCAAAUAACCUGUCGGUGCAGAGCACCUGUACGCUGCCAAACUGCGCCCUGCGUGCUGCCCUGUUGUCUGAUAAAGAGAUCACGGACCCAAAGAGCUCUGCGAGAGGAUGCCCCUAUUUCAGAGCUUGCCCACAAUGCAAGGCCCUGUUGACACACAAUGGAGUGGGCUGCCCCAACAUUAAAUGCCCCGAGUGCAAAACUACAUUCUGCUUCCGUUGCCAUCGCUCAAGAUGCUUUGGCAUCCGCCCUCCUAUUGGUUUUCUGUCGCUUGGGCGCGAGAUUGAAGCAUGCGACAUAGUGAAGAACAGGCAGUGUGUGAUUACACUUGGUUUGUGAAGGCUGUAGGAGCAUCAAGGAACAUGAAGAUUUGUAUCACAUAGUUGAAACUCUUUGAUCCAGCUUCUGGAUACCCUAAACUUAACCUAAUCCCAUUACAUAAUAUAACAUAACAGCCUAAUAUAACAUCUAUUUAAAUAUGAUUCCUGCUUGAAAAUGUAUAUUCUUAAA
This is a messenger RNA of Trichomycterus rosablanca, 1867 nucleotides long. RefSeq lists its product as uncharacterized. Lineage: Eukaryota; Metazoa; Chordata; Actinopteri; Siluriformes; Trichomycteridae. The coding region runs from base 1214 to 1696 and encodes 160 amino acids. The transcript is spliced from 3 exons. The record is from RefSeq and is a predicted model, not a curated record.